GCUAAAUGGCCCUGGUUAAGUCUCAUAUUAGUAGCUUCUACUUCCUCCAUUCUGUCCCCUGUUCCUCUUCGUACAGUAGCAUCUUCUUCAGCUCUCCCUGUGGACACUGACCAGGAGGUGUAUAUAAGUCCCUGUGAGGAUGUUUUUGUCACUUAUCCAGGACCUACACACAAAGAGGACAACAAACCCUGAGCAGGACCAGUCUUACCUUUGUUCUCCAGGAGUCUUUGAAGGCUGCAGGUGUGAACGGACAUCUGAAAUCUUCCUCUGCCUUUGGCAUCAUCUGCAUUCAUCUGACCUCCUCUCCAGUUCAACAUGGACACAGCUGCGGUGGCGACUCUUCUGGCUCUGAUUCUGGCACUGGCUGGAGUCAGUCAAGCUCUUCGUAUCCAAGGCAGCCUGGACAAAAACGAUAUUGUGCCUGGCUCAGAGGAGAGUGCGGUCGACCACUUGCUGGGGCUGGAGAGUGAAAACACAGAUAACAGCGUUGAUGAUCGCCUGCUGACCGCUGUGCUGAGAGCUCUACUGCUCGGGUCUCAGAGGGAAACCAGGAACUCUGUCCUCCAUCAGCCACAGAGGUUUGGUCGCGGCUCCAGAGGGCAGGUAACGUCAGAGGACCAGGUUCAGUCCCGUGACUGGGAGGCAGCCCCUGGUCAGAUCUGGAGUAUGGCUGUGCCCCAGAGAUUCGGCAAGAAAUAAUCUGGCAGGAAGACAUCCGCACAUCGGCAUGAGGGCUCGAGGGUCGAGCGGCAAGCAACUGAGGCAGGAAAAUAAUUUGUAUGAAUAAAUUUGAAUCUUAAAAAGCACGUUUUGGCCCAUCAAGCCUUACUUGUCACCCAUAAGAUGGCUGAAGAUGACAGGGGUUUCAAUUUUCUGUGUUUUUUAUCCCUCUGAUAACAAACACUGAAAGCAUGUCAACGAGUGCCUAUUAAGUGUUUCUCAGCCUGGUCUGUAAUGUUUUAGAACAAAGAGUAUUUGCUGCAAAGUGAUUGCUACAUUUUCUGUUCUUCUUCUGUUCUCUGGUUGAAUAAAAGAGCUUUGAAAAUGGAAAA
This is a messenger RNA of Notolabrus celidotus (New Zealand spotty), 1052 nucleotides long. RefSeq names its product neuropeptide FF-amide peptide precursor like (gene npffl). The transcript has 3 exons. Lineage: Eukaryota; Metazoa; Chordata; Actinopteri; Labriformes; Labridae. Gene Ontology annotation, molecular function: neuropeptide hormone activity. The record is from RefSeq and is a predicted model, not a curated record. Bases 316 to 699 code for a protein of 127 amino acids.